Thermochaetoides thermophila DSM 1495 is the source of this 1560-nucleotide messenger RNA. RefSeq names its product galactokinase-like protein. Gene Ontology annotation, cellular component: cytoplasm; cytosol. Bases 1 to 1560 code for a protein of 519 amino acids. Lineage: Eukaryota; Fungi; Ascomycota; Sordariomycetes; Sordariales; Chaetomiaceae. Gene Ontology annotation, molecular function: galactokinase activity; ATP binding. The transcript has 2 exons. The record is from RefSeq and is a predicted model, not a curated record. Gene Ontology annotation, biological process: carbohydrate phosphorylation; galactose metabolic process.
AUGGCCGGCACCGUUCCCAUCGCCCACUCGCUGGAGGACAUCUACACCCCGGAUGCCUUGCCGGCUCAGAUGGAGCGAUGGGAUGCCCUCCAGGAAAAGUUCGAGUCCAUUUACGGACACGUGCCCGAAUUCGUGGCGCGGUCCCCGGGACGUGUCAACAUCAUUGGCGAGCACAUCGAUUACUCGCUGUACUCAGUCUUGCCGAUGGCCAUCACUGCCGAUGCUCUCCUUGCUGUAUCAACCAACCUAACUCCUACCAAGCCAGGGACUUUCAAAAUCAAGAUCGCGAACGUCCAAGAGGCUCGCUUCCCGUCCCAUGAGUUUGACAUCCCCUUCGAUACCGUCGAAAUCGAUGCUACUGUUCACGAAUGGACCAAUUAUUUUAAGUCAGGUCUGCGUGGUGCCCUGGAGCUUCUGCGGAGGAAGCAUGGCAAUGACUUUAGGCCCAAGAGCAUGAAGAUCCUCAUGGAUGGGACUGUUCCUGCGGGUGGCGGACUCAGUUCGAGUGCAGCCUUUGUCAGUGCAAGUGCCCUGGCAGUUAUGGUUGCCAAUGGGGAACAAGCGAUCAACAAGAAGGAAUUGACAGAGUUGGCGAUUGUUAGCGAGCGGGCUGUUGGUGUCAACUCGGGAGGGAUGGAUCAGUCGGCUUCAGUCUUUUCUGAGAGCGGCUCUGCUCUCUUCGUGUCCUUUACCCCAACACUCAAGGCCGAGCCUGUCCAGUUCCCCAAGACAAAUCCCGAGCUUGCCUUCGUUAUCGCUCAGUCCUUUGUCACCGCAGACAAAUUUGUCACAGGCCCAAUUCACUACAAUCUCCGCGUUGUCGAAUGCAGUCUUGCAGCAGCAUAUCUCAAUGCGUUGGUCAAUCCUCCUGGGACAUCUUUGCCCGCUGACGCUUCACCCUUGGGCAUAAGCCUGCAUGGCUUCCACACAACUUUCUUUGCCACCCAGGGUACCAAGACUGCCGACUCCAUGGAGGACCAACUAACCGAGCUUAUCUCAACUGUCAAAAAAGUCCUCGUCAAAGAAGAAGGCUACACCCGCGAAGAGAUCGCCGCAGCCCUCCAAAUCUCCGUCGACGAGCUGAACUCACGGUUCACCUCUCGCUUCCCCGUCCGUGCUGAGCGCUUCAAGCUCCGCCAGCGUGCACUGCACGUCUACUCCGAAGCUCUCCGCGUCUUAAAAUUCAUGUCCCUCCUCCGGCAACAGCCCAUCCCCGACGCAACCAACUCCGCCACCACAGAAGAAUACAACCGUCAGCUCGGUGCCUUGCUCAACGAGACGCAGGCCUCGUGCCGCGAUGUCUACGAGUGUAGCUGUCCCGAGAUCGACGAGCUGUGCGCCAUCGCCCGCGAAGCAGGCAGCUACGGCAGCCGGCUCACAGGAGCCGGCUGGGGCGGGUGCAGCGUGCAUCUUGUGCCGGCCGACAAGGUGGUUGCUGUGCGGCAAGCGUGGGAGGAGAAGUAUUAUAGCAAGUUAAAGCUAACGGAUCAGCAGAAGGAGGCCGCGGUGGUGGUUAGUCGGCCGGGAAGCGGGAGUGCGGUAUUUUUGGUUAAGGGGUAA